This is a messenger RNA of Rotaria sp. Silwood2, 237 nucleotides long. The record is from the annotation of a GenBank genome assembly. NCBI's taxonomy places the organism in Eukaryota, Metazoa, Rotifera, Eurotatoria, Philodinida, Philodinidae.
AUGUCAAAUACGAAGCAAACGUUUAAUAUUACAUUUGUGAAUUAUGGUUCAGUUAAAUAUUACAUUUAUUUUGGUAUUAGUGGUAUGUUAAGUAGUGCCAUAACACAUACAACUGUUAUUCCACUGGUUUUAGCACCAACUUUAAUUGAUUAUUCAUUAGAAGGUUUCGAAAAAUUUGCUUUCUAUGAAAUAUUAAAAAUUUUUCAUGGUGAAAUAUUUGUUGAAGAAAAUGUUUAA